UAUUUCCUUUAUCUGUGAUUAAGAUGCGUUCCUAUUUUUGUGAACUGUUCCUGGUAGAUGGAUGUUUAGCUUGAGUUGCUUACUGGCAGGUGGGAGAAACUAACCAUCUGUGAUUUAUUAUGCUGAAUUGACUAUUUGGUGUUGCUUUCAUAUUCAAUUGGACCGACAAGUCAUUGGUCGGAUUGUAUGGGUUAGGUGCUGGGAGAGGUUAGAAAUUCUAAACUCCUUAUAGGCAUUAAUGACAACGGGUUAAGGCGGCGCCCUUCCAAAACCUUUACCUUCAUUCUAAUUUUUUUUUCAUCAGUUCAGAUUAGGUUGAUGAGAUUAUGGAAUUUUCUUUUUCUUUUUUAUUUUUUUUCAGACUGCAAAGCAUUUCAGAAGAUAAAGUGGCUUCAGACAAAGAACAGAACCUGGUAUCCAUCUUUGUCCCUGCUCUUCGAUCAGGGGAGUGGUCUGAUAUUGGGGGUCGGCCCUAUAUGGAGGACACUCACAUAUGCAUCAGUGACCUGGCUAAGAAGUUCAAUCAUAAUUUGCUUGAUAAGGAAGCUAUAUCCUUCUAUGGUGUAUUUGAUGGUCAUGGAGGAAAUGCUGCAGCGCAGUUUGUCCGUGACCACUUGCCAAGGGUCAUUGUCGAGGACGCUGAUUUCCCCUUAGCACUGGAGAAGGUAGUUAUGAGGUCAUUUAUAGAGACAGAUGCUGAAUUCGCAAAGACAUGCUCUCUUGAGUCUUCCCUGUCUUCUGGCACAACUGCACUUACAGCGAUGAUAUUUGGGAGGUCUUUGCUUGUGGCAAAUGCUGGGGAUUGCCGGGCAGUGCUGUCACAGCUCGGAGUGGCUAUAGAAAUGUCGAAAGAUCACAGGCCAUGCUGCACAAGAGAAAGGAGCAGGAUUGAGUCCCUGGGUGGAUACAUUGAUGAUGGGUAUCUAAAUGGUCAGAUAUCCGUCACCCGUGCGCUUGGUGAUUGGCACCUUGAAGGACUGAAAGAUAUUGGUGAAAGGGGUGGACCUUUGAGUGCUGAACCAGAACUUAAACUAAUGACACUAACCAAAGAACAUGAGUUCUUAAUCAUAGGCAGUGACGGAAUCUGGGAGGUGUUUAGGAGCCAAAAUGCAGUAGAUUUUGUCCGGAGGAGACUCCAAGAGCACAACGAUGUGAAGCUAUGCUGCAAGGAAGUAGUUGAGGAAGCAAUUAAGCGUGGAGCAACAGACAAUCUCACGGUUGUGGUAGUGAGUUUUCACUCUGAGCCACCACCACUGAAGGAGGUGGUACGAAGGGCAAGAGUGACAAGAAGCAUUUCAGCAGAGGGGCUUCAAAAUCUCAGAUCUCUGUUAGAAGGAUAGAAGUUUAUUUCACUUAUUUUUAAGUGAAGGAGAGAACCAAUUGAAUAAUUAAUCACGUAGCUAAUAAGCGGAUAUUUGGUAGAGGCCUGCUUGUAUAUACAUUCAUUCGGGAAGUAGAUGAUAGAAACUGCAUCUUCUUUCUUCUUUACCACUGGAGCUCCAUUUGAUUUUCAGAAAGAUGAUGUUUGUAAUGAUUUCUCUCUUGCUGUCUUAUUGACAAUCAAAUGGAGCUUUAGAAUGGUUGAAGGGAGAUGAGUCAUUCCAAAGUGCAGGGGAGUGGGGGACUUUGAUCUGUAAACGGUUGUGAUUCUAGAACUGUAUGUAUAAUCCCUUCUUGGUCAUAUAAAAAUGUGUACAUAUUCAGUACCCUUCGACAAUAUAAACAUUUUUAUUCCUCUUU
Messenger RNA from Vitis vinifera (wine grape), 1740 nucleotides. Its product is annotated as probable protein phosphatase 2C 27. Lineage: Eukaryota; Viridiplantae; Streptophyta; Magnoliopsida; Vitales; Vitaceae. The transcript has 4 exons. The coding region runs from base 327 to 1340 and encodes 337 amino acids. Gene Ontology annotation, biological process: protein dephosphorylation. Gene Ontology annotation, molecular function: cation binding; protein serine/threonine phosphatase activity. The record is from RefSeq and is a predicted model, not a curated record.